Linum trigynum is the source of this 2088-nucleotide messenger RNA. The record is from the annotation of a GenBank genome assembly. Lineage: Eukaryota; Viridiplantae; Streptophyta; Magnoliopsida; Malpighiales; Linaceae.
UGAGUAUGAAUAAGAAGAACUAUUCCCCUCACUUCUUUUGUGUCUUUCCUCCUCCAAUCCUCUCUUGUAGUUGCUUACAUUUUCAUUAGUUUUAUAACACGUUAUCAGCACGAGACUCUUCCUUUUGAAAAGGUUAAAUUCACAAUUGUUCUGCUCAAGGUAUGUCGAUUCUCCCAAAUUGUUUCUUUUAUUGUCCUAUUUCAAUUUACAUAAUUUCAUUUAUUAAUCAACACAUGAAAUCUUUGUUUGAGAAUGCAAAGGUAUAAUUUCCUUCUUAAUAUUUUUUUUAUUUUGAAAUUCGAAUUUAUUUAUAUAUUUGUAAAAAUAUCAAAUUGAUAUAUCAUGGGUCACAUAAGUCGUUUGUCUUGAUAGUAAUCUAUAUUUAUUUAUUUAAUUUUGACUUUAAUUUGUGUAUAUUUUUUUAUGAUAGUAUGUCGAACCUUUCAAAGCUUGAGUUUGUGGCUCUUGAUGUCACUGGAAAGAAUUACCUAUCAUGGGUGCUAGAUGCUGAAAUUCAUUUAGCUGCCAACGGUCUUGGAGACACGAUUAAAGAGGGCAAUGAAGCAUCAGAUCAAGACAAAGCUAAAGCAAUGAUCUUUCUUCGACAUCACCUCCACGAGGGAUUGAAGAAUGAGUAUCUUACGGUCAAAGAUCCACUUAUUUUGUGGACUAAUUUGAAGGAGCGGUAUGACCACCAAAAAACUGUGAUUCUUCCUAAGGCUCGUUAUGAUUGGAUGCAUUUGAGGUUACAAGAUUUUAAAUCUGUGAGUGAUUAUAAUUCGGAGCUAUUCAAAAUAACCUCACAACUACUGUUAUGUGGAGAAAAUAUUACUGAUGAAGAUAUGUUGGAAAAAACAUUCUCCACUUUUCAUGCAUCCAAUGUGCUCCUGCAGCAGCAAUACCGUGAGAAAGGUUUCAAGAAAUAUUCUGAGCUGAUUUCUUGUCUCCUUGUUGCUGAACAAAAUAAUGAGCUCCUAAUGAAAAAUCACCAAUCUCGUCCUACUGGUGCCGCCCCAUUCCCAGAAGCGAAUGCGGCGACGUUCACCCAAUAUCCUUAUGGGCAAAUACAUGGACGUGGACAUGGACGAGGACGUGGGCGUGGUCAUGCUCAUGCUCGAGGUCGUGGCCGUGGCCGAGAUCUUGGUCGUGGUAAUGGUCGUGGUGAAAGUUCCAAAAGCUCAUUUUUCCCCAGAAGUGAAAAAAAAUGAUGGUAGGAGAAGCAAGGAACAAAGUGUUCAUGGUAACAAACACGUCGAAAAUGUGUGUUACCGUUGUGGUGGAAAAGGUCAUUGGUCUCGUACCUGUCGUACGCCAAAACACUUGGUUAACCUCUACCAAGAAUCAUUGAAAGGGAAGAAGAUAGAAACCAAUUGUAUUUUUGAGGAAGAUGAUUCAGGAAAAGACUAUAAUGAUGCUACUCAUCUAGAUGUGUCCGACUUCUUUGCCCACCCUGAAGGAAAAAUAGAUCACCUGAUUGGUGAUGGGAAUGUUCGCAAGUGAAAAACUUAGCAUUUCCAUUUGAAAUUUCUAUUUCGUUGUCGCUUUGUUCACAAGUGAAAAGUUUGGGUUUCCCAUUUGAAAUUUCACUUUCUUUGUCGUUUUCCUUGAGUGUGUUUUUCCUAUUAAUGUGUCAGUUUAAUAUAAUUUCUCUUUAUAAUCCUUAUGUGGUUAAAUUUCAUCUAUUAUAAUCAUGUUAUUAUUUUUAUAUUUGUUUGGAGAUAUUUUCUUAUAUUGAUUUACUUUCUAUCUUUUGUGAAGAAUGAAUAUUCCCAUGCUUGGCACCAAGAUAAAAAACCAUGAUGUGUGUCUUAUUGAUAGUGCAUCGACACAUACAAUCUUGAAGGAUAAGAAAUAUUUUUCUCAUCUUGAAAUGCGAGAAGCAAAUGUUAGUACUAUAUCUGGAAGUACAAAUCUAAUUGAAGGCUCCGGAAGAGCUAGUGUAUUGUUACCAGAAGGGACCAAGUUGUAUAUCAAUGAAGCCUUAUACUCUUCAAAGUCUCAAAGAAAUUUAUUGAGUUACAAAGAUAUUCGCCGAAAUGGAUAUCAUAUUGAGACAAAGGAAGAAGAGAAUAAAGAGUAUAUUAUGAU